Molecule: messenger RNA, 1246 nt
Organism: Gorilla gorilla gorilla (western lowland gorilla)
Lineage: Eukaryota; Metazoa; Chordata; Mammalia; Primates; Hominidae
Gene: FCN2
Product: ficolin 2
Exons: 8
Coding region: 16-957 (313 amino acids)
Biological process (GO): complement activation, lectin pathway
Molecular function (GO): antigen binding; signaling receptor binding; carbohydrate derivative binding
Source: RefSeq, a predicted model, not a curated record
CAAAGACCAGAAGAGAUGGAGCUGGACAGAGCUGUGGGGGUCCUGGGCUCUGCCACCCUGCUGCUCACUUUCCUGGGCAUGGCCUGGGCUCUCCAGGCGGCAGACACCUGUCCAGAGGUGAAGAUGGUGGGCCUGGAGGGCUCUGACAAGCUCACCAUUCUCCGAGGCUGUCCGGGGCUGCCUGGGGCCCCUGGGCCCAAGGGAGAGGCAGGCACCAAUGGAAAGAGAGGAGAACGCGGCCCCCCUGGACCUCCUGGGAAGGCAGGACCACCUGGGUCCAACGGAGCACCUGGGGAGCCCCAGCCGUGCCUGACAGGCCCGCGCACCUGCAAGGACCUGCUAGACCGAGGGCACUUCCUGAGCGGCUGGCACACCAUCUACCUGCCCGACUGCCGGCCCCUGACUGUGCUCUGUGACAUGGACACGGAAGGAGGGGGCUGGACCGUUUUCCAGCGGAGGGUGGAUGGCUCCGUGGACUUCUUCCGGGACUGGGCCACGUACAAGCAGGGCUUCGGCAGUCGGCUGGGGGAGUUCUGGCUGGGGAACGACAACAUCCACGCCCUGACUGCCCAGGGAACCAGCGAGCUCCGUGUAGACCUGGUGGACUUUGAGGACAACUACCAGUUUGCUAAGUACAGAUCAUUCAAGGUGGCCGACGAGGCGGAGAAGUACAAUCUGGUCCUGGGGGCCUUCGUGGAGGGCAGUGCGGGUGAUUCCCUGACGUUCCACAACAACCAGUCCUUCUCCACCAAAGACCAGGACAAUGAUCUUAACACCGGAAACUGUGCUGUGAUGUUUCAGGGAGCUUGGUGGUACAAAAACUGCCACAUGUCAAACCUGAAUGGUCGCUACCUCAGGGGGACUCAUGGCAGCUUUGCAAAUGGCAUCAACUGGAAGUCGGGGAAAGGAUACAAUUAUAGCUACAAGGUGUCAGAGAUGAAGGUGCGACCUGCCUAGCCCAGGCCAGCCUCAGGGUCAGGACACCUCCACACAUAGUUGGUGGGGGGGUAGGGUUGGGAUCUUGGCCCUACGGUUUGUAAAACAAACACAUGUCGUGAUUCUAAAUUGGGUUUGUCUUGCUGUGCGGAAAAGGUUCAAAUCCAGCUGUUUCCACAAUCAACCCUUUCAGAUUUGUGACAUUAACUCACCUCAAACCUCUGUCUUUCCUUGACAAUGAGUAAGAAUGUGUUUCUGACCAUGCCAGCAGGAACCUUCCUUAAGGACAAAUACAAGACUUUGAAGCUGC